This is a messenger RNA of Chara braunii, 619 nucleotides long. Lineage: Eukaryota; Viridiplantae; Streptophyta; Charophyceae; Charales; Characeae. The record is from the annotation of a GenBank genome assembly.
UCGAGUUGGAACAGGACUAUGAGCGGAUCCUGUUAUUAAAGGGAUUAUUGAGAGGCACCAAAUGGAGGUCAAUACACUCAGGGAGUUACGACUGAAAGAUGCGGGGGGGCGAAUUGAAGCCGAGAAGGAGGUGGAGCGACUUAAGGAGGCUAUGGCCAGACUUGACAUGGAGAAGAGGAAGAACUGUACUAAUCUCAAGAGUCGUUUGGAUGAGGCAGCCGGACCAUCUGCUCACAAACCUCCCUGUUCAUCCUCUAAAAAGAAGGGCAACUCAACACCAGGCAUUGAGAUGAAUGAUCGUGAGGCUUUUGUUCAACAGGAAAGGAAGAAUUUACGUAAGAAGAAUAAGGAGGAGAUUCAACGUAUCUGCCGAGAAGAGGAUGUGGCUUAUACCACGCUGGAACCAACCAAAGAGGAGAUCAUCUAUCGCCGAGUGCAAUGGAUGUUUGGGAUUGAUGGACCGGACAAGGAGAAAGGUAAGGAAGACUCCGUGGUUGAAGUUAUGGCGGGGGCAACAGAGGAACAUGAAAUGGAGGAUGGUGACGACUCCGCUGCUUCUUAGCUACUUUCCCGGACGUAACUCACCUUUGGACCUUGAUUCGUGGAUUGACUAGACUUC